AUGCCGCUGCUGUUGCUGUUCUUGGCUGCUGCUUUGGUAGUGCUUGCCAACGGCAAAUCAUCGUUGCAAGUCGGGGAUGUUCUCGCAGUAAAUCAAUUCCUAGUCUCGCCAGACAACACUUUUGAGCUUGGAUUUGUCGAUGAUGAAGCCUCUGGUAAGUUCACCUUAGUGAUCAGGUUCCACCACAUCAACUUGAAGACAAUCGUUUGGACUGCACCAGAUGCACCUAGCGUUGCUUUUACUGCUAAUGCUCGCCUCCAACUCACUGCCCAGGGCCUAUUUGUCUCGGACGGCGCCCAACUAAUAACGAUUGCAAAUGUUCCUAGUGUUGCAAGUGCGGAGUUACAGGACAAUGGUAACUUUGUGGUCAUAUCAAGCAGUGGCAGCUGGCAAAGUUUCGAUGUCCCAACCGAUACCUUGCUCACAGGCCAACUCAUCCAAGGCAACAAAGAUAUCCGUCGCUCGGGGAGCUUUAGUUUGUACCUCAACCAAAACUCUAUAGGGUUAAAAAGCUAUGCAGUUCCGGAGUCCAAUUCUCAAUCAUAUUGGGAUGUCCAGAGACCCCCGACUAGUUCCAACAACGCAUCAACGUUGGUGAUGAACUCGACCGGCAUUCUUACUUUCACCGACGGUCAAGGGCCCUGGUACUUUAACCGGGAACAAAACUCGUACUUUUACGUGUUGGAUUUUGGGACUUCAAAGGUGGCGAGGAGACUCACUCUAGAACGCAAUGGAACUCUACGAGUUUACAGCCUUACCCAGGAUAACUCCUCGUGGGAUAUAGUUUGGCAAGCAUUGACAGCUGACUGCAAAGUCUUUGGGAUGUGCGGACCUUUCGGGAUUUGCACAUACAGGCCUGGUCUCGUCUGCACUUGUCCUCCAGGGUUUCACUUCGUGGAUCCUGGUGACCAUUCCAAAGGGUGUGAGUAUAAUGUCCCCUUGAAAAGCUGCAAUGGAUCCGAUAACAGAUGGGUGCGUUUGGAAAGAACUGACUAUACUUACAAUGACAAGACGUACAUCUCAGUCAUAUCCCUUGAAGAUUGCAAGAGCCUCUGCAAAGAGAAUUGUGGCUGCCUUGGGAUAGCCUACAGAGCUGACGGCUCAGGUCAAUGCUUUCUCAAAGGUCCAGAUUCAACCAGGGGACCAAAGCAAGUGAUUUAUAAUGGCUACCAGAUUGCAUCUGGGCAGAAUCUGUUCUUUCUGAAAGUCUCUGCAUCAGAUACUUCCGUGCCAGCCGAGGAUGAUCACAGUUUAAAUCAACUUUUAUAUGUUACAGACAUGGAUGCAACAAACAAUGUGGAAACCUUGUUUGUGAAGGAGGUGGAGGUACCGAUCAAGCAUAAGUUGGCCGUGGCGCUUGCCAUUGCUGAACUUUUAGUGUUCUUGAUUUGUGGAGCUAUCUAUGGACACCACGUCAAGAAAAAAGUAAGGCACAUCAAACAACAAAUGGAGGUUGAGCAACAAGGUUUAGUCUAA
Selaginella moellendorffii is the source of this 1476-nucleotide messenger RNA. RefSeq names its product putative receptor protein kinase ZmPK1. The record is from RefSeq and is a predicted model, not a curated record. NCBI's taxonomy places the organism in Eukaryota, Viridiplantae, Streptophyta, Lycopodiopsida, Selaginellales, Selaginellaceae. Gene Ontology annotation, biological process: recognition of pollen. The coding region runs from base 1 to 1476 and encodes 491 amino acids. The transcript has a single exon.